Cylas formicarius (sweet potato weevil) is the source of this 1817-nucleotide messenger RNA. RefSeq names its product juvenile hormone esterase-like. The transcript has 9 exons. Lineage: Eukaryota; Metazoa; Arthropoda; Insecta; Coleoptera; Brentidae. Bases 41 to 1690 code for a protein of 549 amino acids. The record is from RefSeq and is a predicted model, not a curated record.
AUCAACUUCAAGUACGUACGUUUCGAGUAUAAAUUGAACGAUGGUGGUUAAAACAAUAACAUUCGAAAUGCGCGUAUUUUUACUACUUGUGUUAGUAUCAACCGCUGUUGCGGACCUCGUGAUCGACCUCCCCGAUGGCAGAAUAAGAGGUCAUGAGAUCAGAACAGAGAGCAGCAGCAUGUACGCUUUCCAAGGAAUACCAUUCGGUCGUCCGCCUGUUGGAAAAUUGAGAUUUCAGGCUCCAUUACCUUCGGAACCAUGGGAAGGAGUGCUAGAAGCGAAUCGAACAGCAGCCUCGUGCAUUGUAGUAAUGCAUUUUGAUGGCGAUCCCGAAAUUGACGAGCAAAACGAAGACUGUCUUUACCUGAACGUUUAUACACCUGCCCGACAAAUCACCGAAAAAUUACCGGUACUAUUUUGGAUUUAUGGUGGCGGGUUUAUCGGGGGAUGUGCUUCGUACGAUUACUACGGUCCCGACGAUCUUGUCAAUGAGGAUGUAAUAAUCGUAACGGUGAACUACCGCCUAGGCUUUUACGGCUUCUUAUCCACCGAGGACAAAGCUAUCUUGGGUAACGCAGGUCUGAAGGACCAACUACUGGCACUUAAAUGGGCGCAAAAAAACAUCGAGUUCUUCGGUGGCGAUCCCGAGAAGAUUACGAUAUUCGGCGAGAGUGCUGGUGGGAUUUCGGUCGGGGCUCAUGUCGUCAACUCGAAGUCCAAGGGGCUAUUCAGAGCAGCUAUUUGCCAGAGCGGAUGUUCUUUGACGACGGUAUUGCAGAGCAACGCCAGGCAAAACGUUUACGAUUUAGCCAAGAUAUUUGAUCCGACCAUUUCGGAAAAAAACACUACCACCGAGAUAAGAGACUUUUUGCAAAGUCUACCCUCCGACGUACUUGCCCAGGCCGGAACUGAAUUAGGUUUACUGUUAGGCGCCGUGGUCGAAGUAGAAGAUGAAGACGCGUUUAUAACAAAACCAGCUGUCCCUUUGCUCGAAUCAGGGAAUUUCAACCAGGUUCCUCUCAUCAUCGGCACAGUCUCCGAAGAAUCGAUUGGAUUUCUGCCCACCAUCUCUGAUAUUGAGGAAGCAGCUCGGUCUUACGAUGCCGAUGUAACCGCUCUGUUGCCUGUGGAUUUGGUACCUUUGGAGGGCGCGAACUUAACCGAAGCAGGGAUAGUAAUUAAGGACGCUUAUACUGACAGAGAUAGAACAUUCUCGGAAGAUCUGUCCAGAACUUUGAAGUAUUUCAGCGAUAAUAUUUUUGGAAGGCCCACGCUGAAGCAAGUGAAGAUUCAAUCGAACUUUACGCCGGUUUAUUUGUACCAGUUUUCCUUUGCCGGAACGAAAAGUCAAAACCGCACCGUCAUCGAAGGUGCCGGUAAAGUAGGUCACGCGGACGAGCUGGCUUACCUCUUCAAGAUAUCGACGUUUCCACUGGCCACAGAGGCAGAUUUUUUAACACGGAAAAGAAUGGUUAAGAUGUGGACAAAUUUUGCCAAGACACUCAAUCCCACUCCUGAUGCAUCCGAUCCGAUUCUAAACGUAACGUGGCCGUCAGUUUCGUCGAUCGAUAUUCAGUAUCUGGACAUCGAUGAUACCCUGCAAGUGAAGCCCAACGGUAAAGUGAAGCAAAUGGAAAUGUGGGACUAUGUAUACGAAACUUACGGAAAACGUCCGUUCUAUUACUUCUAAAGUGUACUAACAUUUCUUUAAAUAAACUUUUGGAAACCAUUCAAUACUUGUUUUGUUAUUGCCAAAUUACUUUUCGAGAGAGAAAAAGCAAUAAUUAAUAGUCUGGAACAACAACGUUUAUGGUCAG